This is a messenger RNA of Onychostoma macrolepis, 2766 nucleotides long. RefSeq names its product MINDY lysine 48 deubiquitinase 1 (gene mindy1). Gene Ontology annotation, molecular function: cysteine-type carboxypeptidase activity; K48-linked deubiquitinase activity; cysteine-type deubiquitinase activity. The coding region runs from base 539 to 2110 and encodes 523 amino acids. The transcript is spliced from 12 exons. Lineage: Eukaryota; Metazoa; Chordata; Actinopteri; Cypriniformes; Cyprinidae. The record is from RefSeq and is a predicted model, not a curated record. Gene Ontology annotation, cellular component: cell periphery; cytosol. Gene Ontology annotation, biological process: protein K48-linked deubiquitination.
GAGAAAAUACCGCUGAGUAAUAAAGAGUAUAUUAGCUUCCGACGUGACGUCACUGUUUACAAACACAGGCACCGGAAGUGAGACAGGCAAAAACAAGAUUACGGAAAGAGAGACGUGCGCUGUACCAGACGUACGGAUAGACAGUAAAGCCUGUAGAUUUCAGCCAGACACCUUCACUGGAUUACUGUGUUUGUUUUAGUGGCAAAGAAGAACGUUUUUAAAGACCUGCAGAAAGGUCGCUAUGAGUUUGUGAAGUUCACAAUAUGAGAUCAGAAAACUUUCUUAACCUCCAGAGUGUCACCCUUCGGUGAUCAGAUAGCCUCCCUGUGACUCAGCUGUUCCCACAAUUAGGCAAUUCAAAAACAACAGGGCUAGGCAGAGGUGUGCCGAAAAACUGCCUCUUUAACAGUUUUGUCCUCCACAUACUAGUGAUGGAAGUCGCAUGAAAGCAAGAAAGUACUAAGUUUUUAACUUAAGAAGGAUUUGAUGUAAUAUAUCUGGCUUUUUCGUGCAAGAGAGAAAAUCUACUUUUUGGGUUAUGGCAGAUCCUUGCCCAGACACAGUUGAUGGUGAAAUUAUAGGCGUUUCGGGGGGACAGCAGUUAAACACAACCAAAAAUGAGGACUUUGCUGCUGCUAGACCAGAGGACAAGGAAAUCAGCCAAAAAGAGGGUGGCACCAAUACUGAGCAAUCCUCUGGGAGUAUUUCUCACCUUAUGAAAGAUGACCUCACAACAUGCAAAGAACCUCCUACAACCACAGCGUCUCUUGAAGAUGAUGCUAAAGCGGCUCGGUCCGUGACCAGUAAAAGCCAAGACAAAACCGAUGAAUCUGAGAUCCUCAAUAGCCAAUCCUACACGCCCAGCCAAUCAGAGGUGACACCCACUUUCUCCAUGGCCAGUCUGGAGUUCUCCGAGGAGACUAAUGGGAUUCCUCCUGAUGGACCUUUGAUUGCGUCCAAAUCUGCUCAGGAUGGCAACCAAGUCCCCUCUCAGGGGAGCGCAGGGGCCUGUGCGGGGGCUGCGAGGGCAUCAGAGCCUAGCAUGCCGGCGUAUUAUUUUGUGAAGUGGAUUACCUGGAAAGAGAAGAAGACGGCCAUUAUCACACAGAGCGAGAACGGACCCUGCCCCCUGAUUGCCAUCAUGAACAUCCUGUUGUUGCGGUGGAAGGUGAAGUUGCCGGCUCAGAUGGAAGUGGUCACCACUGAAGAGCUGAUGGCUCACCUUGGUGAAUGUGUGCUGUCCAUCAAACCGCGGGAGAAAGCAGAAGGCAUGGAGCUCAAUUUCCAGCAGAACAUGAGCGACGCAAUGGCUGUGCUGCCAAAGUUGUCCACAGGCCUCGACGUUAAUGUGCGUUUUACAGGUGUGUCGGAUUUUGAGUACACGCCUGAAUGCAUCGUCUUUGAUCUGCUUGACAUUCCGCUCUACCACGGCUGGCUUGUCGACCCACAGAGUCCUGAGGUGGUGUCUGCAGUGGGCAAACUCAGCUACAACCAACUGGUGGAGAAGAUCAUAGAGUUCAAGCACUCGACAGAUAGCAGUCAAGUUAGUGAAGGUUUGAUAGCAGAGCAAUUUUUGGAGUCCACAGCAACCCAGCUGUCGUAUCACGGCCUGUGUGAGCUCAACACGACUGCCAAGGAGGGAGAACUGUCUGUAUUUUUCAGGAACAACCACUUCAGCACUAUGAUAAAGCACAAGGGUCACCUUUACCUGCUGGUCACAGAUCAGGGCUUCCUGCAGGAGGAGAGCGUGGUGUGGGAGAGUCUCCAUAAUGUGGAGGGGGAUGGGAAUUUCUGUGACUCAGACUUCAGAUUGUGUCAUCCUUCCCAGAAACCCUCAGCAGCCAGCCAGCCCUCCACACAACAACAGCAGCAAAUGCAGAUCGACCAGGACUAUCUGGUGGCGAUGUCCCUGCAGCAGCAGCAGGGCGAAGCUCCUGGACCCAUGAGUGAUCUUGAGCUGGCCAGACAGCUGCAGCAGGAGGAGUACCAGCAGCCACAAACACAACAGCAUCAGCCCUCAGCAGGACAGAUGAGAGGUCAGGCCGCAACUCAGCACGGAGGACAAAGGCGCCGGGAAAAGAAGGAUGACUCUGAUUGUUGUAUUCUUUAGAUCAGAGUCCACUCACCACCAUAACCAGACUCUCAAAGCCAGUUUUUCUUCUGUACCACUACUGAAACAUGGGACUUCACUCUUAGCAGACCUGUCGUCCCAAUGCCAAGCCUGCCUUUACAGUACAGUUGACCCCUCGUUUUCGCCUUUCCUUUAUCCUCAUGGUUUGAACUGUUGCUCAUCGUUGUCUACUGGACCAAAUAAAGGUAGCAAUUGUUUCUAAGCACUAAUGAGCAUUUGUUUGAGUGCUACUAUGGAGCUCCUAACUAUGCCAUUAAAGAUUGAAGACUGUAAUGGUAAAUAAUCAGGUAUUGUAAUAAGAAUUUAAUAUUACACUGAAAUGCUACUGUCUCAAGUUGAUCUGUACAUAGUUACUUGUCAUUGGCUUUUCAUCCAAAGUGAUGUACAGUACACUAAGUACACAGGACUCCAUGGAGCUCCCUGGAUCCUGUAAGCUGAGCUAAUAAAAGCCACCUCUGUUAACAGGAAAUGUGUGACCAUUGAUUUAUGAAACGUCUGGAAUAUUGGUAUUAUGCAAAGAGUCAUCAAAAUCAUUUUGCACACGUACACAGUUCAGUAUUAUCAUAAACACAUGCACAAUUGGCUCUAAAAUCUGAGAGCUUUUGUGAAAAUACUUCUAUUUUGCAUUUUUGUCU